Molecule: messenger RNA, 3659 nt
Organism: Mus caroli (Ryukyu mouse)
Lineage: Eukaryota; Metazoa; Chordata; Mammalia; Rodentia; Muridae
Source: RefSeq, a predicted model, not a curated record
GGUCCGGUGCGGCGAGCCCGGCCAGAGAGAGGCCGGCGCGCAAGGUGGGAGGCCGCGUGCGCAUGCGGACCCGCGCGGGGCCGGUGCGACACAGCGGGCGGGCCAGACAGUGCGCCUGUGCAGCCCGCGCAUCCCGAUGGAGCGCAGCGGUGGGAACGGCGGCGGCGGCGGCGGCGGCGGCGGAGGAGGAGGAGGAGCGGGAGCCCCCUCGGAAGGGGCUGCCAAGGGCUUGUCGCUGCUGCCGGCCAAGUCCGCGGAAGCGGCCUCCGGGAGAGCCUCCCAGUCCACCCCGCGGUCCGCAGGAAUGGAUGGAUUUUUAAAAUCAGAUGAGAGACAAAGAUUAGCCAAAGAGAGACGAGAAGAAAGAGAAAAAUGUCUGGCUGCUCGGGAACAACAGAUCUUAGAGAAACAGAAGAGAGCCAAGCUUCAGUAUGAGAAACAAAUUGAGGAGCGAUGGAGAAAACUUGAGGAGCAGCGCCAACGGGAGGAUCAGAAGAGGGCAGCAGUGGAAGAGAAGAGGAAGCAGAAGCUCCGGGAAGAAGAGGAGCGCCUGGAAGCAAUGAUGCGCCGGUCCCUGGAGCGUACACAGCAGCUAGAGCUGAAGAAGAAGUGUUCAUGGGCAGGAUCACCAGGGCCUGGCGGACGUGAUGCUCUCGGGAGCCCUCUCAAAUCUUCAUACAAGUCUUCUCCAACCCGGACCACUGAGAAAAAGAAGAAUACGCCUAUAUCUGCCAUGGGAGAUGCUGGGAAGGGAGCCAUGGCUGGAGGAGAGCCUUCACAGAUGGAGAAAAUGAAGAAGGGGCGAGUGGCAACUUCUGCUUCUUCUGGGGGUCAUGGGUCCCCACUGAGAAGAUGCGAGCCUCCUGAAGACAUUUCCAAGAGGUUGUCUUCUCCUGUGAAAUCCAAGAUAACUUCAAAAACAUAUCCACAGUCACCAAAGACAGCGAAGCCCACGUACUUAGGGUCUCCUGUGAAGUUUUACUUUCCACCCAUUGCAAAUGAAGAAACACCAAAGAAGAAGGCAGAGAAGGAGAAAAGUAACAAGGAAAAGGAAGGUGCCCCUGGUCAGCAGAGCACUGUCCUACCUAGAGAAGAAACCCUAGAGAAGCGCAUGGCUAACAAGUAUGCCACCGAGAAGUAUGUAGCAGAUAAGCAUGCGACUGAGAAACAGUCUGCCCCUGGAGGGAAGGCUGAGCACAGUGCAGGAAAACCCACAGCAGGUACCACUGAUGCAGGAGAGGCUGCAAAGAUCCUAGCUGAAAAGAGACGUCAGGCUCGGCUACAGAAGGAACAAGAGGAGCAAGAACGACUGGAAAAGGAAGAACGAGAAAGGCUGGAAAAAGAGGAAUUGAAAAGAAAGGCAGAAGAGGAAAGGCUGCGCAUAGAAAUGGCCUAUAAACAAGAACAGGAAAAAAAACGGCAGGAGGAAGAAGAGAAAAGAAAGGCAGAAGAGAAGGCAAAAGAGAAGGCUGAGGAGGAGCUCUUGUCAAAAGAGAAGCAAGAAAAGGAAAAACAAGAAAAAGAAAAGAAGGAAAAAGCCAUGAUUGAAAACCAGAAAGAAGCAGCAGAAGCAAAGGCACAGGAUGCUGCCAAUCAGAUGCGUUUAGAAAGAGAACAGAUUAUGCUGCAGAUUGAGCAGGAACGACUGGAGAGGAAGAAGAGAAUAGAUGAAAUCAUGAAGAGAACAAGGAAGAGUGAUGCGUCUCUAGAAGUGAAGAAGGAAGACCCCAAAGUGGAGCUGCAGCCUCCUCCAGAUGUUGAAAAUAAAGCAAAACCAGUUGUCCCCAACAAAAUAGAAAUCAAUGUGUUGAACACCUGCCAGAAAGUAAGUGGCUCAGAGCGUGCUGCUCCAGAAACCUUUCCCCAAGACAUUUUUUCUACUGGUCUGAAACCAGUUGGGGGACCUGUUCAUCUGGAUGUCCUUGAUGGGAAAUCAAACAGUCUGGAUGAUUCAACUGAAGAAGUUCAGUCUAUGGAUGUGAGUCCUGUUUCCAAAGAAGAACUUAUCUCCAUCCCAGAGUUUUCACCAGUGAGUGAAAUGAUUCCUGGGAUGUCUCUGGACCAAAAUGGAACUGGUAAUGCCCGGGCACUUCAAGAUAUCUUAGAUUUCACUGGCCCUCCCGCAUUCCCCAAGAAAUCCAGUGAAAACCUCAGCCUUGAUGACUGUAACAAAAACCUCAUCGAAGGAUUUAACAGUCCCGGGCAAGAGACUACUCUGAACACCUUCUGUUGACAAAGACAGCGUUCCUUUACUGAAAGGUGGCGUUUGGAUCCCCCUUGAAGCUGUCGGUGUUACGUCUGAGCUGCUGGCCACCUAGAGAAGCUGCUUUUGCCCUUAACUGCUGGGUUCCAAAUUCUAGAUUCCAAAUGGAACUGUAGUCCUAGGUAGUUUGGCAACCACUGGCCUCUCUUAGUAGAAACUUUGCGAUUUUUGCUUUGUGGGGCUUUAGCAGAGUUUCAUUUUAUGGUUCUCCUUAUGAGCUUCAGCUGCUGCUAAAGCCCUUCCUUGACCUUCUCUACUAUCAUAGCCUGUGUGAUGCUGUCUGGGAACCCUACUUUAGGACACUCGAAUUCCCAGAGAUGGAGCACAGAGACAUUUAGAUGUCUCUUUCUAGAAAAACCUUCUAUUUACCCACACUCUAGUUAAAUGUGUACUACUCAACCUGGCUGCUUCUCUCCCUGUCUUUUGUGUGUGUGUAUGGGGUGAGGGAAAUCUAGCUACUUUCUCCCCGUCUCAGGUUUCUGUUAUUUUAUUAUUAAGCUUCAUCAUCUGCAGAGCAUUACUCUCCUUUACUGUUUAGGGGUUGAAGAAAUGUUUGGUUGAAUGAAUAAUUAAAUAGUGGCAAUUAUUUCUUUUCCCUUAUGGGAACUGAAUCUAGCAAGGACCCUUUCAUGUCACCCCUUUAAAAUCGCCAAAUUGUUGCUCCAAACCAUUGAAUGGCUUUUCAGCUGAAUGAAUCAAGUAGCAUACAGGUGGUUAUUUUCAUGGUUUUGCUGUUGUUUUUCUAUUAGAUCUUGGAAUUUUCUUUUGUUUGCUCCUGCAUUUGACUAACUGUAAUAAAAAAGUCAGUGCUUUGAAAGGGGGCCCCAAGUUGGUCCCAGUAUGUCACUUUAAUAGACUUUAAACAUUAAAAAGUCUGAACAAGGAAAAUGACACUAGAAUGUAUAACUCCAUGUAUGCCAUAUGCUAUAUUUAAAUGUUUCAUUUCUUGUGGUGAAAUGUAGCUUUAUUAUUAAAAUGACCUUUUCUUUGGAACUUUUUGUUUUGACUUGUACCUUAAAGCUUUUGAAAAGAUCCUUAAUUGUGAGAAUUACAAACAGAGGAUAUAAAGAAGUCUUAAAGCUGGUACAGUUGAUGAAUGUAUUAGUCUCAGAAGCUAUGUAUGUUUAUGUGAUAGAAUCUAAAUAAAAUACAGACAUCUAAGAAUGCUGUGCCAUUGACCUUGAUGAAUAUCUAAGGAGAUAAAUAUUUUAUGAUAAGCACACAGAUAAUAACAUGGUCUGACAUCCAAAAAACUACCUGGCCAUUUUUCUUAAAGCUUUAUUUUGCUAAGUGUCUGUUUCAUUGAGUUCCAUUGCACCUCUCAACACAAUUGUGAUCACCUGAUGCCUCAUUUGCAGGAUGUGUACAUUCGGUUUAAUGUUAAUACAUCGUCAUU